UUAACUUUUGAAGCAAGAUUUUGUUAGAAGAAGAAAAAGAGGAAAAAGAAGAAGGAGCAGCACAACAACAACAACAACAACAACAAAUCAUCCUUAUCCAAUGAAUGAGUGUCCACAGAACUUCUUCCACAUCAUCCUGGUUCAGGACUCUUCAGAACCCCCCGAGGGAGAGUUCACCGCCAUGGUGUCCUCCAUACAUUCCAAGAGACUGAAGUACCUGUCUCUGGGGGUUCUCGUGUUGCAGACCACCACGCUGGUACUCACCAUGCGCUACUCUCGCACUCUAAAGGAAGAUGGCCCCCGCUACCUGGCCUCAUCAGCUGUAGUGUCUGCCGAAGUGAUCAAGAUCCUGGUCUGCACCCUUCUGGUUUUCAUGGAGAACAAUUUUUAUAUGAGGGCCACGAACCAGCAGCUGAAGGAGGAGAUUGUGAGCAGGCCUCUGGAGACCAUGAAGCUGGCCAUCCCGGCGGGAAUCUACACACUGCAGAACAAUCUACUCUACGUUGCCUUGUCCAACCUGGACGCAGCUACCUAUCAGGUCACAUACCAGCUAAAGAUUCUGACGACGGCACUGUUUUCCGUCUCUUUGUUGGGGAGAAGGCUGGGAUUCUAUCAGUGGAUGUCGCUCCUCCUUCUCAUGGCAGGAGUCACUUUAGUGCAGUGGCCCACGGCUUCUGAAGGAGAUUCAGAACAGAAAGUUCUGUCUGCGAGCAUCCAGUUUGUGGGUGUGAUGGCCGUGCUGAUGGCGUGCAUAUCCAGUGGCUUUGCUGGAGUUUACUUUGAGAAAAUCCUCAAGGAGACUAAACAGAGUGUGUGGAUUCGUAACAUACAGCUGGGUUUGUUUGGGUUUGUCUUUGGUACAAUAGGAAUGAUGGUGUAUGACGGUGAGAGAGUGAGACAGUCUGGAAUGUUUCAAGGCUACAACAAGAUCACCAGUAUAGUUAUUGUCUUACAGGCUUUCGGAGGCUUGGUCAUAGCUGUGGUGAUUAAAUAUGCUGACAACAUCCUCAAAGGUUUUGCUACCUCUCUGUCCAUCAUUAUGUCUACGCUUAUCUCCUAUUUCCUGUUGGAAGACUUCAGCCCUACUCGUACGUUUUUCUCAGGGGCAGCGAUGGUCAUGGCAGCCACAUUUCUGUACGGCUACGAGCGCAAACCUGCUAGUGGCAGUGCUGUAAAAGUAUAAAGGAGAGAAGUCCUCCUGCCGGCAAUACUAUAAACAGAGCAGGACUCUGUGAAGUGUGGGAACAAGAUGGGUGUGUGGGAAGGAAAAAAAAAAAAAAAAACUGUUACAGAUCAUCUGCAAGGACUCUGAACAGAUAUGCCCCUGGAUCACUGCAACUUUGCCUAGAGAAUGAGAAAACUGAUAUUUGACAUCCAGAUAUAAUGCUGUGUGAGAGAAAAGACAACAUGAUAAUCAAGUACUGUGGAAUCUUGUUAGAGGGGCAGGACAUGAUUUUAAUUUUGUGAAAGAAUUGGUUACUGAAUACCAAGUAUUCUUUGUCUACAGUGAUGUGUGUGCCAAAUUCAAAGAGAAAAAAAAUCUUGACUGAGCUUCCAUCUAGUGGUGGAAAGACAGGCAAAAAUAUGCUUUUUAAAGAUGCUCAAGAAAAUAAAGAGAUGUGAGAUAAAGAUCA
Molecule: messenger RNA, 1634 nt
Organism: Syngnathoides biaculeatus (alligator pipefish)
Lineage: Eukaryota; Metazoa; Chordata; Actinopteri; Syngnathiformes; Syngnathidae
Gene: slc35a3b
Product: solute carrier family 35 member A3b
Exons: 8
Coding region: 101-1183 (360 amino acids)
Biological process (GO): pyrimidine nucleotide-sugar transmembrane transport
Cellular component (GO): Golgi membrane
Molecular function (GO): UDP-galactose transmembrane transporter activity
Source: RefSeq, a predicted model, not a curated record